Triticum aestivum (bread wheat) is the source of this 1504-nucleotide messenger RNA. RefSeq names its product F-box protein At5g03100. The coding region runs from base 61 to 1335 and encodes 424 amino acids. NCBI's taxonomy places the organism in Eukaryota, Viridiplantae, Streptophyta, Magnoliopsida, Poales, Poaceae. The record is from RefSeq and is a predicted model, not a curated record. Gene Ontology annotation, molecular function: protein binding. The transcript has 3 exons.
GCUGCUCUGUGAAGUCUGCUCAGUGUCACUCCUCGGGUCAUCUCUCGUGUGCCCUAGACAAUGGCGGCGGCGGCGGCGCUUCCUGUAGCCAAGACGGCACCGGAUCUGCCAGAAAUGGAUCUGAUUAGCUCUCUCCCCGGUGAGAUCCUCAGCAUAAUCAUAUCCCUCCUCCCCAUAGGCUCCGCCGUGCGCACUACAUCCCUCUCCCGCCGCUGGCGCCCUCUAUGGCGCUCCUCCCCGCUCAACCUCGACAUCUCCCACAUCGACGGGUGCGGCCGCGACCGCGCCGCCGCCGUGUCCAAGAUCCUCUCCGACCACCCGGGCCCUGCACGCCGCUUCCUGACCGCCUGCCUCCAGAUCACCGACCCCGACGGCUGGCUCGGCUCCCCCGCCCUCCGAGACCUCCAGGAGAUCGACUUCUGGCUCCCUCGGUACGAAAUUCCGAUGCCACUGUCCAUUCUCCGCUUCGCGGCGACCCUGCGCGUGGCCCGCUUCGGCAAUUGCAGGUUCUUUGAGUACGACGCGCCACCGUCGUUUAACUUCCCUUGCCUUGAGAAGCUCACCAUGAGAUUUAUUUUCGUACGGGAAGACACCCUCCACUGCCUGCUCGAUGGCUGCCCUGUCCUCGAGAGCCUGCUGCUGGACAGGUGCCACGGCUUCUACUAUAUGGUCAUCAAUUCACUAACUCUUAAGAGAAUCGGCACAAAUGGCGGUCGGCAUGGCUGUCAACUAGUUAUAGAAAAUGCCCCCAGACUAGAAAAAUUGAUCAGGACUGACCUUCAUCCAGAGUCAACCAUCCGGCUAAUCAAGGCACCGAAACUUGAGAUCUUUGGCUUCAUGACAGACGACUUUACUAAACUCAAGCUUGGGUAUGAAAUUUCUCAGGGAAUGGUUGCUGGCAACUUGAAAGCUCUGAUGCGCAGCGUCAAGGUUUUGCAUCUCACGUCUAGUGGCCCUAAUCUUGAUGCAGCUAUAGCCUUCCUCAAAAUAUUUCCUUGCUUGGAGAAGCUCUACAUCACGUCAUGUCCAGGAAAUGAUAUGGAGAAUGUGCAUCACCUUCAACCACAAGAUCCUAUUGAAUGCCUCGAUCAUCUCAGAGAAGUAGAGUUGAAGUUUUAUGUUGGCAGCAGAUCGGAUGUCAACUUUGCCAAGUUCUUUCUCCUGAAUGGUAAAGUGCUCGAGUCAAUGAUAUUUGGUGUCAAGGACCAAUAUACUGAGGAAUGGGUAGCUAAUCAACACAGUCAGCUACAUGUUGAUAGCAGGCCUUCUCCAAAUGCUCAACUUGAAUUUACAGCUGCUGAUGGUGGCAACCUUUUGACCAUAUUCCGUUCUUGACGGAUCCCUCCAGUCACCUUGUGGACAUUGUGGACAAGGUUGACUAGAUUGUUGUGCCCCUUCAGGUUUUUUGGCGCCUGUCCUGUCACUGUGCAAAACUGGAAACAUGGCACUUUGUGACUUUAUGUGUAAUGCUUUAGAGAUUGUCAUGCAACUAUGUUACUUGUCA